AUGGAGCCUUCAAACUAUGAGCAUAUCCCAGACAAGCCAAGGUACAUUGAUUUCCAAUGUGUCGAGCCUGGCACGAAAACCGCCGACGGGAAGCAGGUGCUUAACAGAUGGUCCUCGACAAUUACACGGGGUCAUGAUUUCCCCGGCGCUCAGGCUAUGCUUUAUGCUGCAGGUGUCCCCGAUAAGCAGGCCAUGAAGACCUCCCCUCAAGUUGGUAUCUCGACUGUUUGGUGGGAGGGUAACCCUUGCAAUAUGCAUUUAUUUGACCUGGGCAAAACUGUGAAGCAAGCCGUACAGAAGCAAGGGAUGCUUGGAUGGCAAUUCAACACUAUUGGCGUGUCAGAUGCAAUUACUAUGGGAGGAGAAGGGAUGCGAUUUUCUCUGCAAACUCGUGAGAUUAUAGCCGACUCAAUAGAAACGGUGACGUGCGCCCAGCAUCACGAUGCAAAUAUCUCGAUCCCAGGCUGUGACAAAAACAUGCCAGGCGUAAUAAUGGCAGCUGCCAGACACAACCGUCCAUUUCUGAUGAUUUAUGGCGGGAGUAUUAAAAAAGGCCAUUCAAAGCUUCUAAACAAGGAUGUCAACAUAAGCACAUGCUAUGAGGCCGCCGGCGCGUUCGCUUAUAACAGGCUUGAUCCGACCCCGGAAGCCAAAGCAAAGGGAGCCACGCCUACUGAUGUGCUAGAUGACUUGGAGAGACACUCGUGUCCAGGUGCAGGUGCGUGCGGAGGGAUGUACACGGCAAAUACGAUGUCAACAGCGAUUGAAGCCAUGGGCUUAACACUACCAGGUUCUUCAUCCAAUCCAGCGGAGUCACCUGCCAAGAUGCGUGAGUGUGUCAAUGCUGCCGAGGCUAUCAAAGUCUGUAUGGAAAAGAACAUUAGACCUCGAGAUCUAUUGACCAAAGAAUCCUUUGAGAAUGCUCUUGUUGUGACAAUGGCCUUAGGAGGUAGCACAAACGGAGUUUUGCAUUUCUUAGCCAUGGCUGGAACUGCAGAAGUACCGCUCACAUUGGCCGAUGUCCAGAGGGUUAGUGAUAAGGUCCCCUUUAUUGCAGAUCUCGCACCAUCUGGCAAAUACUUUAUGGAGGAUCUCUACAACAUCGGCGGCACACCAUCUGUCCUGAAGCUUCUCAUUGCUGCCGGAUUAAUGAAUGGUAACAUUCCAACCGUCACAGGAAAAACUUUAGCAGAAAACCUGGAACCGUUUCCCUCCUUGCCUCAAGAACAAGCCAUUAUUAGACCUCUUUCAAAUCCUAUUAAGCAGACAGGGCAUAUCCAAAUCCUGCGAGGAAAUCUUUGUCCUGGCGGAGCGGUUGCAAAAAUCACUGGGAAGGAAGGGCUCAAAUUCGUUGGCAAGGCUCGCGUAUUCAAUAAAGAGCAUGAGUUAGAUUCCGCUUUGACCAAGGGAGAGAUUCCCCGCGGCGAGAAUUUGGUGUUGAUCGUUCGAUACGAAGGGCCAAAGGGAGGGCCAGGAAUGCCGGAGCAGCUCAAGGCAAGUGCAGCUAUUAUGGGAGCGGGCUUAACAAAUGUGGCUCUCGUCACCGAUGGUAGAUAUUCAGGAGCCAGUCAUGGGUUUAUCGUUGGGCAUGUUGUGCCAGAAGCUGCUGUGGGAGGUCCUAUUGCAGUAGUUCAGGAUGGGGAUAUGGUCACAAUCUCAGCUGAAACAAAUUCUCUGAGUAUGGAUGUGAGUGACGAAGAGAUCAAAAACAGAUUGAAGGCAUGGAAGGCCCCUAAGAGCGCUGUGAAUAGGGGUGUCUUGGCGAAAUAUGCAAGACUUGUUGGAGACGCCUCCCACGGGGCGAUGACGGACUUGUUUUAA
This is a messenger RNA of Venustampulla echinocandica, 1821 nucleotides long. RefSeq names its product IlvD N-terminal. Gene Ontology annotation, biological process: branched-chain amino acid biosynthetic process. The transcript is spliced from 13 exons. Lineage: Eukaryota; Fungi; Ascomycota; Leotiomycetes; Helotiales; Pleuroascaceae. Gene Ontology annotation, molecular function: dihydroxy-acid dehydratase activity. The record is from RefSeq and is a predicted model, not a curated record. Gene Ontology annotation, cellular component: mitochondrion. Bases 1 to 1821 code for a protein of 606 amino acids.